This is a messenger RNA of Puccinia triticina, 642 nucleotides long. RefSeq lists its product as uncharacterized. Bases 1 to 642 code for a protein of 213 amino acids. Lineage: Eukaryota; Fungi; Basidiomycota; Pucciniomycetes; Pucciniales; Pucciniaceae. The transcript has 6 exons. The record is from RefSeq and is a predicted model, not a curated record.
AUGUCUCCAGCCGGUGCAAUCUGGAACUUAUACGUCGUCUCGGCCGUGAUGGCUCUUGUCAGCCUGCCAGCCGUUGAGCUUGCCGAAGUCCAACGACACGCCCUUUUACGAAGAUCGCCGCAAUGGCCCGCAAUCAAAGCACCACCUGGUCCUAUGCAAUGUGGCAAAAGCUUUGGUGAAGGAAUAGGUAAUGCACCAAAGGGCAUGCUCUUUUGCCAAUCCGACAGUGGUACCCGUGCCUUUUGCCAAAAGGAUUUAUGCCAUUCAGAGAACAAGCCAGCCACUCAGGGCAAAUCUACAUCAAUCAACGAGUUUUUCUUUCAAGAUUGCCUGCGGUACCCCAAGCCCUCAGAGGCUCAGAAUAGCAUUAAGCCAAAAACAGUACCAAAAACGUAUCCAGUCCAAUACUGCACCAAAAAUGACGCUGGAUUUAUAUGGCUCACCGGCUGGGACGAUUCUAAUGAUAAGACACCACGUCAGUACAGAUGCCCUCUGAACAGAGCUUCGGGGAUCAACAUGCAAAGACCUUGGUGUAAUGGCUGCACGCUCUUACCCUCAAACACCUAUGAUCCUGACGAAUGUGUCAGUCACAUCUUAAUCAGGAAUACCAACUCAUCUCCAUUUUUUACCCUGUUGAUGUAG